This is a messenger RNA of Oryza sativa Japonica Group (Japanese rice), 795 nucleotides long. NCBI's taxonomy places the organism in Eukaryota, Viridiplantae, Streptophyta, Magnoliopsida, Poales, Poaceae. The record is from RefSeq and is a predicted model, not a curated record.
AUGGGAAGUGUACCGAAGAAAGGAGCUGCCUUUGCUCUGGCGGUGGCCAUUGCGACCAUCGUGGUGGCGACCACCACGACGAUGGCCGCCGACACUACACCAGAUCCUCACAUUUUUUACGGCAUAUCUGUGAUGGGCUUUAGCAUUGAAACAAGAGGGGAGGCUCUUGCGGCGGCGGCGGAGGACCCGACGGCCCCCGGGAGAGGCAGCGGCGUGGCGACGACGGCGGCGCGCGGCGGUGGUUCGGCGGCGUUGGGCGACGGCUCAGCGGCGCGUGGCAGCGGCGGUGGUGCGGAGGCGCAGCGUCGAGGUGGUGCGGCGGCGGCGCUGGGCGGCAGCGGUGGUGCGGAGUGCGACCUGUCGGACGCCGAGAAGGCACAGUUCGUCAAGCUCCACAACGACGCCCGGGCCGCGGUCGGCGUCAAGGCGCAGGUGUCGUGGAGCGAGGCGGUGGCGGCGAAGGCCCGGGAGCACGCCAGCACAUGCCGCACGGACCACAUACAGGGGCCAUACGGUGAGAACCUGUGGUGGGGGUGGAGCAGCGCCGCCGGCUGGGUCGGGAAGCCAGCGGACGCGAUGGGGAGCUGGGUGGGCGAGAAGCCGUACUACGAUCGCAGCAGCAACAGCUGCGUCGGCGGGAAGGUGUGCGGCCACUACACGCAGGUGGUGUGGAGCCGCACCACCCAGAUCGGCUGCGCGCGCGUCACCGGCUGCAACAUCAACGGUCGCAGCAGCACGCUGAUCGCCUGCAACUACAACCCGCGUGGCAACAUUAACGGGAAGCGCCCCUACUAG